Messenger RNA from Clavispora lusitaniae ATCC 42720, 2460 nucleotides. It is a transcript of the gene RCY1, whose product is annotated as Rcy1p. The record is from RefSeq and is a predicted model, not a curated record. NCBI's taxonomy places the organism in Eukaryota, Fungi, Ascomycota, Pichiomycetes, Serinales, Metschnikowiaceae. Gene Ontology annotation, cellular component: exocyst; cytoplasm. Gene Ontology annotation, molecular function: protein binding. Gene Ontology annotation, biological process: Golgi to plasma membrane transport; exocytosis.
AUGGCCCAGGUUCUUUGGAACUCCGACAUCGAUGUGUACAAUCCAAAGGUGAUUCCGGUUUCUGUGGCCGAAAACAUAUCGUGGUACUUGGACAUUCCGGAUUUGCUUCUGUUUGCCUUGACUUCUCGCAAUGCCUACAAAGCAGUCAAUGAUCCUCGGCUCUGGGUGCUGAAACUAAACGCUAUGGGGGUCUGGAACCUGGCAUUUCCCGUGAAAAAGGAAGACCGAGCGCAGUUGAGCUUUGAGCUGCUCCAAAGCCCGCUCACGUGCUUGAACCACAUCUAUAAAGUGCCUCGAAUAGCCAAGUUCCAGGUGCUUAAGAUCAGAGCCUGUCUCAUUGAUUACUACCUGGACUUGCUGCUCAAUGUCCCGUACGAAAAGCUCAAGAUCUUCAAAAACUUCCAUUCGCCCAAAGACCAGGCCCAGAUGUUGACCAAUCUAUUGAAGUUCAAUGCUAUAGACACAGACGAGCCGAACCGGAUUUCUGUACGCAACAAAAUCACCGACUUGACCGAAAUCUUUGAGAAUGCUUUGCUCCGAGAGCUAGAAAUCCACUUCGAUAUCCAGGACUACGAGAAGACACGCUCAUUUGUCGAGAUUUUGGUGGGCCUAAAAAAUGACCAGGCACUCAUCGAUUUCUUCCUUCAGAAGACUUGUUUCGACAACGAGUCGGUCAAGUUCUUGCAGCCGGAGCUGUUUUCGGCAGAAGACUUCUUCAUGCUGAACAACCCGGACAUAUUGGGUCUAGGCACCGAAGAAAAAAAUGAAAAUGAAACAGAAAAAGACAAUGAAAACAUACACUCGGGAUUCUCACUCAAGAUUUCCGAGGUCGACAACUUUGUCAAAGAACUCUCUGGUGUUUUUAAUGAGCUUUCGCGAGUCAUUGAUCUUACGUUUCCCCAGUCAAUACUGAUGAUGUUCAAAAUUAGUGAGGAGAUUAUUUCCAACCAGCUCCAGGAGAUUGCCAUCCUCUUGACCAAUACCGCAAAAGAAAAAGGGCUCCUCUUGGAAACGGUGCCCGUUCUUUAUACGAAACUUACCUCAGAUUUUAUUGAGCAGCUAAAUCCCUCAAAGAACGUCGGCGAGUCAUACAAAACAUUGAUCCACGAGCUCAUAGACAGCUCUUUUGAGUCUUUUGCGUCGGAGUACAUGAACGAAGAGAAAGUAAAUUUCCGGGCGUUUUGCGUGACAAAAAUGACCCAGUGGAAUGCUUUGGUAAGAGAACGGGAGGAAAAUACCACACAGCAAAUCUUGAAGCAUGUCAAGGUGGAGGCGAAGAACGAUUUUCUUUCGAGUUUCAAAAAAGUGUUCACAAUCAACACAGGCAGCGACAAUAAGCCGGAACUGGACGAGCAACAGUCCAUGUACUCGCAAAUGCAAGCAAGGGCCAAAAUCCUUGCCGAAAACAUCAAAUCGUUGAAUGAAGUGUUUAGUCCCGAACUUGCGCUUACGAUACUAAACGAGGCGAAGGCAUCACUACGAAGACUCAUGUGUCUCCGUGAAUUCACCGUCAAUGCUGUGGUUGUUGAUCUUUACGCGACAAUGCAAGAAGAGUUUAUCAAUGUCAUUGAGUGCAUUGGAAACGAUCAUUUGAAAGUCGGCUUUGACAAGUCGUUGAAAUACCUCAAGGACUAUAACCCGAACGAGGUUUCUGCAUACUUUGAAAACAAGGCGAAGGGAAGUGCAAUCGGGCCGCUCGUCAUUUUCUUCGAGCUGAUCAACAUGGCAGAUAUGAUAGUGCAGAUGCUUGAUAUUUUCUACAAAGAAGAGAUGAUCAACCGGAAGGUUGUUCGGCACGAGAAUUCUGUGCUCAACCCGUCCCUCCAAUCCAAAAAGAAAUUGGAAGGUAUGGUAGAUAAGUACGUUGCUGACGGAUUGAAUAUUGGCAUUGACGUGCUUUUCAAGGAAAUCGAUUCUGUGUACUUAUCGAUGCUUAGUGAAUCAGAUUACAAUCCUCCGGCCAACAAACCAUUUGUUCCCGAUGGCCCAACACGUGCAGCAGUGACAGUGGUUCAGAUUUUGGACGAAAACAUAGAUCUUCUCACCGACUCAGCAGAAAAGUCUAUUGUGGAAGUGUUUCAGCAAGAAGUGGCGGAACGGUUUUUCCAGGUGAUUGUCAAGGUUCUCAAAAGAAGCACCAUUUCUGUGGACGGUGCAGUGACUUUGAUCUCGGACUUGAAUCUAUACUAUGAUUUUAUUUUGACGCACAUCCGAAGCAACAAGAAGCUGAUCUACCCGUUGUUCCAGGCGCUUAAGAAAAUCGGCUCUAUCUAUUUGAUUGGAGGCGACGAGGCCAAGGCCAUUGGCCAGUUGGUGUCUGACUUGUCAAAGUUCAACGGAAUCUUCAGGCAAGAGGAAAUUUACGAAUUUGUCCAGCGGCGGCAAGAUUGGCCGGUGAUCAAAAGACACGUGGAAAAGGUCAUGUAUGGCCUUAGCAUAGCAGACUGUACCAUUAUAUAG